AAUAACAUUAACCUGCAGUAACCAAAUAAUAAUUUGUAUGUUUAUUGCAAUGAGUUUCUAAAAAAAACAGUAUGAACGACGUGCAGAACAUAAUAGAUCGUCAGCUUGGCAUAUUUUGCCGUUUCAACUACGAUAAUAUACUUAAGCGCCUGGUUGUGAACUACGAGGAGUCGUUUUACGGUGCGUUGAGUGCGGAACAAGACCCACCUAUUUUCGCAUGCCGAUUCGCAGAAGCCGGCGGUUACGAACACAUUCUUGCUCUUGCUAAUGAAGAUGGGAGAGUUGUUAUUCAGGACACGUCGAGCACGCGGGCGGCGAGCUGCCUGGACGGCUUUCAGUGCCACAACAACGCCGUCUUCGACCUCGCCUGGGCGCCCUCGCACAUGAGCUUCGUCACCGUGUCCGGAGAUCACACAGCAAGCCUUUGGGAUCUAGCGGAAGGAGCACCGAAAAGAGUCCUAGUUUUUUCGAAUCACACGAGAUCUGUCAAAACUGCAGUUUUCCCUCCGGGAACCCCUUCAGUGUUCGCCACCGGCGCCAGAGACGGUCAUAUAUUGUUAUGGGACAUUCGCACCAACAAUCAACCCAACGUCAUACUGAAACCGGACAACUGUCUCAUGAACUGUCAUUCCAGUUUCACUCCUAAGACUCCCGGCUCCCACGGGAAACGAAACCGGCUGGACACGAACCGCGCCAUCAGCAUCACCGGUCUCGUCUUCCAGGACGACCUCACGCUGCUCUCCUGCGGAGAGUGCGACGGCAACAUCAAGGUGUGGGACCUCCGCAAGAACUACAACAUCUACAAGAGGGAGCCGCUGCCCAAGCACUCCAUACCUUACUGCGGCAACUCCGCCAAGAACGGAUACACCAACCUGGUGAUCGACGAGUCCCGCGUGCGGCUCUACGCCAGCUGCAUGGACAACGUCAUCUACUGCUUCAACGUGGCCACCUACAGCGCAGUGCCCGAGCAGCGCUACAGCGGCCACGAGAACGGCACCUUCUACAUCAAGGCCGGCCUCAGCCCCGACGGCCUCUAUCUCGUCAGCGGCAGCAGCGACACGCACGCCUACAUCUGGAACGUCAAGUGCUCCGAGCCCGUCGUCAAGUUGGCCGGACAUCGCGCCGAGGUCACCUGCGCCGCCUGGUGCCAGCGCGGCGACACCAAGAUCGUCACCUGCAGCGACGACGCCCGCCACAAGAUCUGGCGCAUCGGCCCCGAGUUCCUCCCCGAGUUCCCCCCCGACCGCCCCGACCUCGGGGGUCGCGCGGAGCUCGUCCCCCGCACCGACCUCGCCACGCUGCCCAAGUGGGGGCCCGGAGACCGCACGCCCAGCUCCCUCAAACGGAAACACGUCGCCACGCCCGGCUCCUCCUCCUCCGCCGCCAAGCGCCCCCACAGGCCGCCCGCCGACCUCCCCAGGAGGACCAAGAGGUGUCUCACCGAUCUCAUGAACGGCUCCAAACGCUCCGAAACCGACGAGGCCGAGGUGCUAGUGAAGCGGCUGAGGCUGGACGCCUCCGCGCGGCCGGACGCCGGGGAUCGGGAGUCGUCCCCGACCCCCCGCGCCGGGGACCCUCUCGAGCCCCACUGGAGCUACCUGCCCCCCGCGCCAGGAACCUCGUUCAUGACUCCGACGAAGAAUUACCAAGCGAAGCGGAGCCGUGUGCCGAGUCCCGAGAUGUCGGACACGCACGAGUGUACGUCUCCGCCGCGGCGCUUCGCCGAGCGCACGUCGCCGGCCAAGCUGAGGAUCAUAACGUUCACGACGCCCACCAAGAACUUGCCGGACUUCGUCGCGAGCGGCGAGGCGCCGCAUCUGCGUCUCAUGUCACCCGCCAAGAAGAGGCGCGUCACCACAGACUGGCUCACGCGCAUCGCACGCGAGAAGCGGGGCCGAGCGGACCCGCCCGACGCGCCCCCCGCACCCCCCGCCGGCGACUCCGCGCCCCCCGCAGCACCCACCGCACCCCCCGCGCCCGCCCGCAGGAACUCCAACGCCGACAAAACCCCCAAGACAAAGUCGGGCGGCGCCAGGACAUUGUUUACAUAUUUCAAUGUUGACAACGCGCUCAGAAAUGUCAAAAGUGGCUCCAAACAAAGCUCGUAAAUACAUGUCGUAGUGAGAGAUAGAGAGUGAGAGUGAGAGAUAGAGAGUGAGAGAGAGAGAGAGAGAGAGAGAGACUCGCCCGCAAUCAAACAUCACCGCGACUGCUGCAGACUUGCAUUUAUCUAAUUAAGAUAAAUUAAUUACUAUUGUGAUUGGACUGAAUUAGUGUUUUAAGAGAAAUAGUUUCUAAUUUAUAUUAGCACAAGAGAGGAGAAGAAUUUCAUUUUAGAAGUUGCGAGGCCGAGGCCGAGGCCGAGGUGGUAUCACACCGAGUGUCAAUUUUUUGAAGAACCAUUAUUGUGUUCACAAAUUACAAUGAUUGUGUUUCAGAAUCAUGUAUCUUUCAGUUGCAAUGAAUUUACUA
Papilio machaon (common yellow swallowtail) is the source of this 2472-nucleotide messenger RNA. It is a transcript of the gene l(2)dtl, whose product is annotated as protein lethal(2)denticleless. Bases 72 to 2108 code for a protein of 678 amino acids. NCBI's taxonomy places the organism in Eukaryota, Metazoa, Arthropoda, Insecta, Lepidoptera, Papilionidae. Gene Ontology annotation, molecular function: protein-macromolecule adaptor activity; protein binding. The transcript is spliced from 4 exons. Gene Ontology annotation, cellular component: nucleus. The record is from RefSeq and is a predicted model, not a curated record. Gene Ontology annotation, biological process: mitotic G2 DNA damage checkpoint signaling; proteasome-mediated ubiquitin-dependent protein catabolic process.